Molecule: messenger RNA, 3724 nt
Organism: Phascolarctos cinereus (koala)
Lineage: Eukaryota; Metazoa; Chordata; Mammalia; Diprotodontia; Phascolarctidae
Gene: XIAP
Product: X-linked inhibitor of apoptosis
Biological process (GO): positive regulation of protein ubiquitination; positive regulation of canonical Wnt signaling pathway; negative regulation of apoptotic process
Cellular component (GO): nucleus; cytoplasm
Molecular function (GO): ubiquitin protein ligase activity; cysteine-type endopeptidase inhibitor activity involved in apoptotic process
Source: RefSeq, a predicted model, not a curated record
AGACGUUUUUUUUGGGCUGUGGUCUCCUCUGCGGGCAGUGUCGCAGUCUGCACAUGCGCGGAAGCUGCCGUUCUUUCUGGUUGGGAAGGGAAAGAAUUUUACUUUCUGAGUGGCCCGGGGUAGAGCUGAUCUGCCUGAGAAUUGGAAGGUGGACAACCAUCACUUUCCAGAGAAGAUGUCUUUUAAGAUUUUUGAUGAUCGUAAACUUGGUGUGCCUCCAGACAUCAACAUGAAUGAAGAUUUUUUAGAGGAAAAGAAUAGAUUGAGAACAUAUGUUAAUUUUCCAAGUACUAGCCCUAUUGCAGCAACAACACUAGCACGAGCAGGUUUCCUCUAUACUGGUGAAGGAGAUACUGUACAGUGCUUCAGCUGUCGUGCAGCUAUAGAUAGAUGGCAGUUUGGAGAUUCAGCAGUUGGAAGACAUAGGAAAGCGUCCCCCAACUGCAGAUUCAUUAAUGGCUUUUAUCUGGAAAAGCAUACUCCUCAGUUUCCAGGGCCCUUUAUCCAAAACUGCCAGUUCAGAAUUGAAACUGGUCAGAGGAAUGUAAAUCAUUUUGCUUUGGAGAGUAUCCCUGAGAAUUAUGGGGAUUUUCUUUUGAGAAGAGGGCAGCUCAUUGAUAUGACAGAUACCAUAUACCCAAGGAACCCUUCCAUGUGCAGUGAGGAAGCUAGGCUGAAAUCUUUUCAGAAUUGGCCACACUAUGCUCACCUUACCCCACAGGAGUUAGCUAGUGCUGGCCUCUAUUACUUGGGUGUUGAGGAUCAAGUGCAGUGCUUCUGUUGUGGAGGCAAGCUAAAAAAUUGGGAGCCUCGUGAUCGGGCAAUGACCGAACACAAGAGGCAUUUCCCUAAGUGUCUCUUUGUUAUGGGACGGGAUGUUGGUAAUGCUCCAAUUGAAAUGGAUUUUAGUUGUGAAAGGAAUUAUCAAAACCAUGCCCAUUUCCCAAGGAAUCCAGCCAUGGCAGAAUAUGAAGCACGACUCAUUACCUUUGCGACGUGGAUUUACUCGGUUAACGAGCGGCAGCUUGCAAAAGCUGGGUUUUAUGCUUUAGGUGACCGUGAUAAAGUAGCAUGCUUUCAUUGUGGAGGUGGACUUAAUGAUUGGAAACCCAACGAAGACCCUUGGGAGCAACAUGCUAAGUGGUAUCCCGGAUGUAAAUAUCUUUUGGAAGAGAAGGGCCAGGAUUAUGUCAACAACAUUCACUUAGUGAAUCCACUUGACGGUACUAUGAUGGAAACUACCAAGGAUGCUUCAUCAAUAACUAAAGAAAUUGAUGAUAUUGUGUUACAAAAUCCUUUGGUACAAGAUGCAAUCCGAAUGGGUUUCAGUUUUCAUGAGAUUAAGAGAAUUGUGGGAGAAAAGAUCAAAUCAUCUGGAAACGACUACAAAUCGCUUGAGGGUCUUGUAGCAGAUCUAGUGAUUGCUCAGAAAGAAAGUGCCCAAGAAGGAGCAGCAAGUGCAGUUGCAAUGCAGAAAGACGUUAGUACUGAAGAACAGCUCCGGUAUUUGCAGGAGGAGAAGCUGUGUAAGAUCUGCAUGGAUGAGAAUAUCGCUGUCGUUUUCAUCCCUUGUGGACAUCUGGUUACUUGUCAGAUGUGUGCUGAAGCAAUUAACAAAUGUCCGAUGUGUUGCGCUGUCAUUAACUUGAAGCAGAAAAUUUUCAUGUCGUGAUUGGAAUUCUGUAGUUGCAGUAGUCUAGUUGUCGUAUUUGCUUGACUAUGUGAUGUGGAUGAAAUGUGAAGGAAGAAAUAAUACUUGCUAUGAUACCUUUUCCUAAAAACCGAACAGGUUUAUUCCUUGUAAUGUCUUUGAAACCUUAGUGUAGUAUCUUUCUUUGUUUUCUUAUUUCACAGUAAGCAGUAGGGUAAGAAGCUAUCCCCAGACUGACCAGAGUGUCUGCUUCUAGUUGUGCUACUUCCUAUUGACUUGACUGUGUGACAUGAAGCCAUCUGAAUGGCUUUUGAUGAUAUCUGAAGGAAGAAAUAAUGCAGACAAUGGUAACUUUUCCUAAAAACUGAACAGGUUCAUCCCUUGAAAUGUCUUUGAAACCUUAGUAUAGCAUCUUUCUCAUUUUUUCCUAUUUCACAGUAAUCGGUAGAAUAGGAAGCUAUCCCCAGACUGACCAAAGUGUCUGCUUCUCUGGGUGUGCUGAAUGAGUGUCAAUGUAAGGGGCUUAAUCAACUGGGAAUUAGAAAAGACUUGGUAAACACCUCUGAGUCACUGUAGAGAUAGUGAUUAACUUGACCAGUCUGACUCUUUUUUUUUGGUUAAUAAAAGGAAGAAACUAUCCAGGCAGUCUUGAAAUAAGGCUAAUUUGUAGAUAUUCCAUGUAGUUUUUCCUUUAAGUAAUAAUGAGGAUUAAAACAGAAGUACCAAAAGACCAAACAUAUAUGAGAAUGGUGAAAGAAAAACAAUUCCUUUUGCUAUUUCAGUAAUUAUUUAUGACUUAAAGGCUUAAUUGUGUUCAAACACCUACAAAUAUUAGUUGUCAUUCAGCAUUGGUUUUCCUAAUUCUCCCAAGAAUGGAAAGCUUUUCCUUUUAGAUUGGUAUUGAAAAGCUUUAAGCAUCUUUUAUCACAUAGUAGGAAAAAAAAAAGAAAUUUUCCCCAGUGUCUUGUUUCCAAGUCAAAUAUUUCUGGUUUCCUAAAGCUGAGGAUGGAAAAGAUUCCUCAUUCAUAAGUAAAACACUGAACACUUUUCUCAUUUAAGCCUGCCUGAGUUAUUUUCCAGAACUUUCAGAAGACUUUUAUUAACCUGGUGUAAAUACUGGCAGCCAAGGCAAGGAAAAGUAGAAUAAUGUUUGUUCUCUGAUUGCCUGCCAGCCCCAGUGGGAAAUGGUCUCUUUCGCCUUUGAACUCCCAAGGCACCUCACUGUAAAUUUUCAUGCUCUACCCUCGUAUUUAUAUUUAUUUGUGAACUUGUCUUAGUUUCCCAGCUAGACUCUGUGUUCCAUGAAGGCUGGGAAGACUUUGAAUCUUAUUCUUUAUAUCUCCUACAGAGCAUAGCAUGAGGCCCUGGACAUACUAAGUGUUCAAUAAAUACUUGUUGUUCGGCAAAUAUGAUUAUAUUAUUGGCUUUUAGUGCAACUGUUUUAAUGUUCCCUGCCCUCUCUUUCUUCCUGUUGUGAUCUCCUGUUAAGUGCAGUUCCAGUGGUAUUCAAAACUACCAGUGCCUCAGACCCUGGGGCAUGUAACACUUGGUGGGGAGGGGAGUACUAGUUACAGAAAUCAGAAGUACCGACAAGGACAUAACAAAACAGAUUUUUAUGUAUUGGCAAGAUUGCAUAAAGGCAUUCCUGAAUUAAGAAUACUUAGCUAUAAUAAUGGAGGUUGCCUAAUGCUCUAAGGAGUACCUCAGGGGCUUGCAUUAAGAGAGCCUCCUGGUGCAACACUUGACAUUGAGGCAUUUUACUGCACAGAAGAGGUUCAGAAUACAACCAUUAAGGCUGUUAUUCAGAAUAUAUUUUGCAAGGGAAAGAUUAGUCAUGCCCUCCUCCAAACUUCAUCUGAUGUUGCUUUAAGUUAGCUUUGCACAGUGUUAGGUGAGAUUUUUCAGAUAAAUGGCUUUCUUCCCUGUUGUUCUUAUUCCCUAAAUCCUGUCUUCCCCAAGUCUGCAUUGUCUUCGAUUUAAGCUGAGUUAUGUAUUUUGUUUACAUAUUACAUAUAUCUAAGUUUAUUAAUCCUUUUAAGGAGGAAUAAGUGUUAAGGUUCAUGUGUUUGUUUU